AAAAAGAUAGAGAGAACCUGUCAGAGAGAAGCUGAGGAGGGCGAUAAGAUCGUCCACAUAGUCAUCCCUGGACCCAUAAGGCUAACCAUGACCCGGGCAGAGAGAGAGAGGGAGAAGAGGAAGGAGCUGCUGAAGGCUGAGGAGAGAAGGAAGAAGUUGGAGGAUUUCAAUAAGCAGUGGAGAGUGCAGUCGCUGCUUAAAAAACACACUCAUCAACAACUGAAGGAGGAGAGGGAGAAGAUGAAGGAAAAGUACCUGGAGCAGAUUAAUCUGGAGGCUGAUGAGCAAAUCCAGAAGUUCAGCACCCAGUACAUCACCCGGUGUCCAACCACCCAACACAGCCACGACUACAACCACGGUCAGGAAUUGCCGGGGUGGGCGACAGGCCAACAAGUAAGCCAAGAGCCUGUUGCAUCUGGAGAUGGCCAGCAGGAGGGGCCAAGGAGGCAACAGGCAUGGGCAGAGAACCAGGAGGGGAGUUCAGAGAACCAGCAGGAGGGGCCAGAGAACCAUCAGGGGGGGCCAGACAGCCAGCAGCUAGAAGCUCCAGAAGAGGUUGAAACAUCAGAGCCAACCUCCAACAACAAGAAAAAGCCAAGCAUCUGGAAGAGAAUUAAGAUGGGGAUUUUAAGUGGCCCCAGCUUCCGGCAGGGCAGGCGGAGGGGCAGGUUUUGGGUAGAGAGCCAGACCCCAGUCCCUCGGUGCGAAAACCGGGCCCUCACCGUGGUGAUGGUCUGCGCUGGCUUUCCUGCGCCGCACGGCCCCGCUGGAGAUGGUGCACGAGAUGGAACCUCCUCCGGUCUCCCUAAACGCAGCACCUCCAGCACCAUGGGCAUCGGAGCAGUGGUGCUGGAGGAUGGAACUGACAGACCCCGAUCUGGAUGUCCGCGGGGGCCAGUGGAGGCCCCUGUUGUGCUGGUGGAGGUGCUGGAGGGUUUGGACGACGCAGUCCAUGGCAGCGCCAAGAUGGUGGAGCAUCGCUGCGUGCUCCCGGACGCGGUCCUCGACCCCUAUACCAACUUCCACCCCAUAUUACCUUUAUGA
This is a messenger RNA of Oncorhynchus kisutch (coho salmon), 1044 nucleotides long. RefSeq lists its product as uncharacterized. The record is from RefSeq and is a predicted model, not a curated record. The coding region runs from base 88 to 1044 and encodes 318 amino acids. NCBI's taxonomy places the organism in Eukaryota, Metazoa, Chordata, Actinopteri, Salmoniformes, Salmonidae. The transcript has 5 exons.